AUGAUCAGGAUGAAUCAAUACGGACAAGAGGAAGAUUUGUAUAGCUUUGGAGAUGGCAUGGAUGAGGAUAUACAAGGAGCGUUUGGUAAUGCCUUUUCAAAUUAUGGAUAUAAUUCUACAGAGACGUUGCUCAAUGAUUUCGGAGACUCCAUGAGUACCGCUCCAGGAUAUCCAGCGACGAGAGGUGGACCCAUGAGACCAUUGCAAUCGGGAAAUCCUUGGGGAGGUAUUCCAGGUACUGCUUCGAGAGGUCCUUUUGUUGGGACUGCCUCGGCAAUGCUUGCUGGAGAAGAAAUACAACAAAGACCAAUGACUUCAAUUAAUGCGGCUGGAUUCUCAUCGAAGAAGAAAGACCCUCUCUCGGAAAACUUUGUUGGAGGCAGAGGACGAGCUCCUCCUCUUCAAAAGAAGAGUGAAAAUAGUGAUGCAUACAUGGCUGCUGAAAUGGAGUUAAACGUACAUAAAGCAAUCGAGGAAAGUGCAAUGUUGUGUCACACCAAAGACUUUGCCAUGGCAUUGGACAAAGCAAAAGAGGCUGAAAAGAGAGAAAAGGCCUUGCUGCGUUUCAAGCAAGAGAAGCAAUUAAAUCAGGAUCCAAACCAUGAGCUGUCAUAUGCAGUACAAUUUAACUUGGCAAGAGCCUAUCAAUUGAAUGGCAUGUAUACGGAAGCUCUUGAUACCUAUGAUGCCAUUGUGCGGAAUAAGGAAUUUGAGCAUGCUGGAAGACUUCGAGUGAAUAUUGGGAACAUAUUUUUCGAGAAGGGAGACUAUCCACUUGCAAUUAAAAUGUAUAGAAUGGCUCUGGACCAAAUUACCAACGAAUACAAAACAAUUCGAAACAAAAUCAGGAAAAAUAUUGGGGUGGCCCUUAUUAAAAUUGGCCAAUAUUCAGAUGCCAUUGCCAAUUUUGAAGAAGUGAUUGAGAAUAAUAAUAAUGACAUAGACGCAGCGUUCAAUCUGGUAGUGUGUCAUUAUAGUACAGGUAACAAAAAAGAAAUGAGAAAGGCAUUCCUAAGGUUGUUGAACGUAAAUAUUCCCGGUCUACCAGCUGAUGAAGAUUUGGAUGAUGAACACAAUUCUCUUAUGAAUGAUGGUUUGAGAGACUAUUUAAAGGAUUAUCAACGAAAACAAUAUGAUUUCAUUUUGAAGAGUGCUAAACUCAUCGCAGAACUCAUUGAAGAUGAUUGGGAGAAGGGUUAUGACUUUGUGAUUGAACAAUUGAAAUCUUAUGAAUUGAAGAGAGAAAAAUGUAAUAUUGUGAGCGAAGUGGAAAUGACCAAAGCAUUAACUUACAUGAAACAUAAGCAAUUCCAAAAAGCAAUUGAGGCUCUCAAACAAUUUGAAAAGAAGGAUAGAAAACUUCAAGCCCGCUCUGCAACCAAUCUUUCAUUCCUGUAUCUCUUGGAGGGUGAUAUGAAAAAUGCUGAAAAAUAUGCAAAUAUUGCAGUAGAAUCAGACAAGUAUAAUGCGAACGCCCUAGUGAAUAGAGGUAAUUGCCACUAUCUUAAUAAGGAAUACAGAGAGGCUAAAGAAAUGUAUCAAAGAGCUCUCGAGUGCGAAUCAGACUGUGUCCAAGCAAUUUACAAUCUCGGUCUUGUAACAAGAGAGUUGAGAGAGUACGAAGAAGCAUUGGUCUGUUUUAGACGAGUACACUCAAUGAUACCGGAAAAUAUUGAGGUGAUCUAUCAACUUGCAAGUGUUCAUGCCAAGAUGGGUGAUAACAUUACUGCUAUUGAAUGGUUUAACGUUCUAAUUACUCUGGUUCCUACUGAUCCGGGGGUUCUCUAUGACUUGGGAACAAUAUAUGCUAAAGAAAACGACGAAAGUCAAUCCUUCAACUAUUAUCUAGAGUCCUACAAAAACUAUCCUAUCAAUCUUGAUGUGAUAUCUUGGCUUGGAUUCUACUUUGUCAAAAAUGACAUUUAUGAGAAGGCUCUUGCAUAUUUCGAAAGAGCUUCAGAAAUUCAACCAAACAAAAUUGAUUGGCAAUUGAUGGUUGCAAGUUGUCACCGAAGAGUGGGCAAUUUACAGCAAGCUAAAAAGUGCUAUGAGAGAAUCCAUAACAAAGAUCCUGAAAAUUAUGAAUGUGUACAGUACUUGGAGCAAAUUUGUAGAGAUCUCAAUCUUAGAAAGGAGGAACGAAUAUACGCUGAAAAGAAGGCCAAACUGAAAAAUAGAAUGAAGGAAAAGCAAGAGGAGCAAGAAAAGCAGGAGCAAGAAGUGAAGGAGGAGAAAAAGGAAGAAAAUGAUAGGUUACAACAAGAGCUGAAGAACCAUGAAAAAACUAUUGACAUGGUCAUUGCAGCCAACAAAUCUCCUUCCAGUAAAUCGGUGAACAAACAGGCCUCUUUUGAUUCUGAUACUGAUCUGAAUGUCAAUGACAAGAGAGUUGAGAAUGAAGAUGACAUGUUAAAUGUUGAUACUGAUGACUACAUCGAGAGCCUGUAUAAUUAA
Molecule: messenger RNA, 2454 nt
Organism: Naegleria fowleri
Lineage: Eukaryota; Heterolobosea; Eutetramitea; Acrasida; Naegleriidae
Exons: 1
Coding region: 1-2454 (817 amino acids)
Biological process (GO): intraciliary transport; non-motile cilium assembly
Cellular component (GO): ciliary base; non-motile cilium; centriole
Molecular function (GO): kinesin binding
Source: RefSeq, a predicted model, not a curated record